This is a messenger RNA of Saitoella complicata NRRL Y-17804, 1751 nucleotides long. RefSeq lists its product as uncharacterized. Gene Ontology annotation, molecular function: metal ion binding. The transcript is spliced from 5 exons. The coding region runs from base 44 to 1663 and encodes 539 amino acids. NCBI's taxonomy places the organism in Eukaryota, Fungi, Ascomycota, Saitoellomycetes, Saitoellales, Saitoellaceae. The record is from RefSeq and is a predicted model, not a curated record.
CACCCAUGGCCAGCUGCUGCUCCUCCUGCGACCGCCCCUCCCAAUGCAUGCUCGAUCCAAAUCUGCUGGUCCAUUCACAACUACCACUCCUCGUACUCUUGGCCCUCCACAGUCUUCUUCGUCCGCAUCAUCGUCCCGCGACACUUCUGCUGUGAGAAGGCCUCCGCUUACUCCCAGUGGAAGUGAGCCCUCCUUGAGCUCUUACGGUCAGCCGGAAUCAUCUCCUAGCCGUAUUCAAGACUUUCCACUAUCUUGCCCGAUUUGCAAUCAUUCCGCGGACACGUUACAGGCAUUAAAUGCUCAUCUUGACACUGAUCAUGCGGAGUUACCUUCUUCGCAGAAGGAAGGCUUUAGGUCAUGGUUCGAAAAGAACAUGGGUCGAGCACGAUCCUUCCAAACGACCAUGUUGCAGGAGAAACUUAGAGGUCUAGACUCUUUCGAUCGCGCAGGGUCUCUGGCAGGUCUUCUUGCUUUUGAUACUCCUAUUCCCGAGUUGACUUCCAUGUCAGCAUCUGGUGGUUAUGGUUCUUGCGGGACUGUUGUCCCAUCCUCAACCCCAAAUACUGAUACAGACGGUAAGGAGUACCUGUAUAUUGACUCCGCUUCAGCCGUCCAUCGGAACCAUACGGAAUCGUUCGUGGCACUCCGUCGAAAAGUCGUUGAUAAAUCUUAUCUUGAAUUGCGACGUCUAGAGAAGCGUCUACACAAGCUUCUCUCCCUUUUAUCAACGACCUACGAUCACGAUCCUUCGCCCAGGAUUAGCCUUUUACGCACGGUUACCUUAUCUCGAACGCAGCAAAAAGCCUUGGAACAAAGCGUAAUCAAGUGGGAAGACGAUAAGGCGGUCGUGAACUGCCCGAUAUGCCGCUCCAUGUUCUCCUUUUCUCGUCGAAAGCAUCACUGUCGGGUUUGCGGUCGUGUGGUCUGUGGAAGUCCUUCGACAGACUGCUCGUCCGGCGUUGAGUUUGCGGUCAAUGGUAAGGACGCUUUAAGUUCCCCGAUCAUCUUAAGGGUGUGCCACGACUGUAAAAAAACAUUGUUUGGCAAGAACGAUUUUAAGAAUCACUCGGUUACCGUGGCUCAAUGCAUCAAGCUAUAUGACAAUCUGCUCCAAUACAAGAGGGGAAUUGAAUCUAUGGUUCCAAGGUUUUACGAAGAACUUGACCGGAUGCAAGCAGUCAGGAAUCUUGAAUCCAAUCAUGAUCCACCUGCCGGUGAAGCAUUGCGGCUUCGCAGACGUCUCGUUGAUGCUUUUGCGCAGUAUGACGCGAUCUCUAAGAGAAUCCGUAAUCUACCUGCAGAGUCGCUGGCACAGGAGAAGCUUCAGAUAGCGAUACAUCAGAUGGCGACACAGUUCAUGAGCGUGAACCUUGUACCAUUACAGUCGGUCCAACGGAGUGCCGGUACACCUUUGACGACCAGUCAAGGGGCCGCUGUUGAUGAAGUUCAGAAUACACUUUCGGAAGACGCAGAGACUAAGCUGCGUGAGCAGCUCAUGGUACUCGAGGAACAGAGAUUUCUAGUGCAAGGAAUGGUAGAAGACGCUAAGCGUCAGCGUCAGCUGGAUGAGGUCGCGACGUUAACAAAGAGCCUCGAGGAGCUCGAUUUGGAAGCUCAGUUGACCGCACGUAAGCUUGCUGAAGGUGGUAUAGUAAUCAUUUAGUAAACGUCCAUCAACAGCUGCUCGUGUUACAGAGGCAACAGCAAGGAAACGUCUCGGAUUAAAAUAAUAUAUUUCCAGUAUCCCUGCC